Molecule: messenger RNA, 1552 nt
Organism: Sorex fumeus (smoky shrew)
Lineage: Eukaryota; Metazoa; Chordata; Mammalia; Eulipotyphla; Soricidae
Gene: SLC25A39
Product: solute carrier family 25 member 39
Exons: 12
Coding region: 145-1200 (351 amino acids)
Biological process (GO): mitochondrial transmembrane transport
Source: RefSeq, a predicted model, not a curated record
GGCGGGCUCGGCGGCUUCCCGAGUCGGCCUCGCUGCCCGGCGGCCGCGCGGAGCUGCACCGGCCGCGGAGCGGCUAUGGGCCCGCUGGGCCCCCGGCGCCGCGCCGCGCGAGCACCGGCCUAGAGCCAGAACUGAAGCGUCCAGAUGGCGGACGGGCACCCCGGGGGCAUUAGCCCCCUUCAGCAGAUGGUGGCGUCGGGCGCUGGGGCUGUAGUGACCUCCCUGUUCAUGACACCCCUGGAUGUGGUGAAGGUUCGCUUGCAGUCUCAGCGCCCUGCCCAUGUCAGCGAGAUGACGCCUCCCUUCAGGCUCUGGAGCCUCUUGGAUGCCAGACGGAAGUGCCUUCUGUACUGCAGUGGGGUGCUGGAGCCCCUGUACCUGUGCCCCCAUGGCCCACGCUGUGCCACCUGGUUCCAGGACCCUGCCCGCUUCACUGGCACCAUGGACGCGUUUGUAAAGAUUGUGAGGCACGAGGGGACCAGGACCCUGUGGAGCGGCCUCCCCGCCACGCUGGUGAUGACCGUGCCGGCCACUGCCAUCUACUUCACCGCCUAUGACCAGCUGAAGGCUUUCCUGUGUGACCGAGCCCUGACCUCGGACCUCUUCGCGCCCAUGGUGGCUGGCGUGGUGGCCCGCUUGGGCACCGUGACGGUGGUCAGUCCCCUGGAGCUGGUGCGGACAAAGCUGCAGGCCCAGCAGGUGUCCUACCGAGAGUUGGGCAGGUGCGUCCGCGCGGCCGUGGCACAGGGCGGCUGGCGCUCACUGUGGCUGGGCUGGGGCCCCACGGCCCUGCGGGACGUGCCCUUCUCAGCCCUGUACUGGUUCAACUAUGAGCUGAUGAAGAGCUGGCUCAGCGGGCACAGGCCCAGUGACCAGGCUUCUGUGGGCAUCAGCUUCGUGGCCGGCGGCAUCUCAGGGACUGUGGCGGCCACCCUUACCCUCCCAUUCGAUGUGGUGAAGACGCAGCGGCAGGUGGCGCUGGGCGCGCUGGAGGCAGUGAGAGUGAAGCCCCCGCGUGUUGACUCCACCUGGCUGCUGCUGAGGAGGAUCCGAGCUGAGUCUGGCACCAGGGGCCUCUUUGCGGGCUUCCUGCCGAGGAUCAUCAAGGCCGCCCCAUCGUGUGCCAUCAUGAUCAGCACUUACGAGUUCAGCAAGAGUUUCUUCCAGAGGCUCAACCAUGAGCGGCCCCUGGGCGCCUGAGAGGACGAGCACCCCAUCUCUCCCGGGAGUGGGGGGCCGCACAGGAGGGGACCGAGCCAAGUGCCUUGUCCUCAGCACUGAUGGGAGGGGCCCCAGUCCCCCCUCCCUCUCCACUCUGAGCCCCAGGAAUAGCGGGGGCUGUUCUCUGGGCCCACACCGAUUUCUGCCUGCUGCUCCCCAGUCCCGAACCUCAAGAAUCAUCACUCUUCUGCCCCUCACCAAAUUGAAGACCAAAUCUGCUGACCACCCCCAGCCCCAUUUCCCCUCUGUGCUUGUUGUCGAUGGGCCUGCCCAGAGCCCCACGCCCUGGCAGGGCAUUGUCUGCACCCUGAGUCUAAAGCUGAUGAACUUC